AUGAAGAAGAAGCUGCUGCGAAAGAGUACUAUUGCCUCGGUGGCAGGCGCUCUGAUCCUGAUCUUCCUUCUGGGGGGGCCGGCCGGCGCCGACAAUACGGUAUCAGCCUACGACUCGACACCGUAUUAUCCCGCGCCGUACGGUGGCUGGGUAGUUGAGUGGCGGGAGAGCUACAAAAAGGCGAAGCGGCUGGUUGAUUCCAUGACCCUGGCCGAAAAGACCAACAUCACGGGUGGAACUGGCGUUUUCAUGGGUAAGUCGAGACGCUGCAAUGGAAACACCGGCUCGGCCCUCCGCGUCGGCUUCCCUAUGCUGUGUCUCGAAGACGGCGCCAGCGGCAUCCGGCAAGCCGACCACGUCACCGCCUUCCCUGGUGGUAUCACGGCCGGCGCCACCUUUGACAAGACGCUCCUGUACCGGCGUGGCGUAGCUCUGGGCCAGGAGGCCCGGGGUAAGGGCGUCCAUAUCCUGCUCGGUCCCACGGUUGGGCCGAUCGGACGGAAGCCAAAGGGCGGCCGCAACUGGGAGGGCUUUGGCGCGGAUCCUGCGCUGCAGGCGGUCGGGGCGCGCCUGACUAUCCGGGGUAUCCAGGAGCAGGGCGUCAUUGCCACCAUCAAGCACCUCGUGGGCAACGAGCAGGAAAUGUACCGCAUGUACCACCCGUUUCAGCAAGCGUACAGUGCCAAUAUCGAUGACCGGACCUUGCAUGAACUGUACUUGUGGCCAUUUGCCGAAGCAGUCCAUGCCGGCGUGGGGGCCGCCAUGACUGCGUACAACGCUGUCAACGGGUCUGCAUGCAGCCAGCAUCCAAACCUCAUCAACGGCAUCCUCAAGGAUGAGCUCGGCUUCCAAGGCUUCGUCAUGAGCGACUGGCUCGGCCACAUGUCCGGUGUCGACUCCGCCCUGGCCGGCCUGGACAUGGACAUGCCCGGCGACAAGCAGGUGCCGCUCUUGGGCUACAGCUAUUGGAUGUUUGAGCUGACGCGGUCCGUCCUCAAUGGCUCGGUGCCCAUGACCCGGCUCAACGACAUGGCCACGCGCAUCGUCGCGGCGUGGUAUCACAUGGGCCAGGACCAGGACUUUCCCGCUACCAACUUCCACUACAACACUAGAGACACGCGCGGCAUGCUCUAUCCCGCCGCGUUCCCAGAGUCGCCCGUUGGCGUUGUCAACGACAAUAUCGACGUCCGCGGCGACCACGACGUCGUGGCCCGGCAGGUGGCGCAGGACGCCAUCACGCUGCUCAAGAAUGACGGCCCGCUGCUGCCUCUGUCUGAGGAGCAGUCCAUCACUGUGUUCGGUACAGACGCGGCCAAGAACCCGGACGGGCCUAACGCGUGCUCAGAUCGAAACUGCAACAAGGGCACGCUCGGGCAGGGCUGGGGCAGCGGCACUGUCGACUACAUGUAUCUGGAUGAUCCUAUUGGCGCUCUGCGGGCCCGCGUGCCCAACGUCACUCUGCACAACACGGACUCGAUGCCUCGGUCCCUGCCCACACCGGCGGAUAGCGACGUGGCCAUUGUCUUCAUCAACUCCGACUCAGGCGAGAAUACGUACACAGUCGAGGGCAACCACGGUGAUCGCGACGCCUCCAAGCUCUACGCCUGGCAUAACGGCGACAAGCUCGUGCAAGAUGUUGCCAGCAAGUACAAAAACGUGGUAGUUGUCGCGCACACAGUUGGGCCGAUGCUGCUGGAAAGGUGGAUCGAGCUGCCCGCCGUAAAGUCGGUGCUGAUUGCCCAUCUGCCCGGCCAGGAGGCCGGGCGGUCCCUCGUUGAGGUGCUCUACGGCGACGUGUCGCCGAGCGGGCACCUGCCGUACAGCAUCACGCGUGCCGAAGAGGACAUGCCGCGGAGCGUGACGAACCUGAUCAGCUUCGCGCUCGGCAACCAAGAGGCCGACGACUACACCGAGGGCCUGUACAUUGACUACCGCUGGCUGCACAAGCAAAAGAUUGCGCCGCGCUACGCCUUUGGCCACGGCCUGAGCUACACCACGUUCCGCCUCAGCGACGCGUCCAUCACCAAGGUCACGCCCCUGUCCAGGACGCCACCGCCGCGGUCCGCCAAGAGCGGCAUCCUCGACUACACGCAGGCGAUGCCCACCGCGCAAGAGGGCGUGAAGCCGGCGGGCUUCCGCAAGAUCUUCCGCUACAUCUACUCGUGGGUGAAGCAGUCCGAGGCCGACGCCGCCGUGCGCGACGCCGCCAGCAAGAAGUACCCGUACCCCGCCGGCUACUCGACCGAGCAGAAGCCCGGGCCGCGCGCGGGCGGCGGCCAGGGCGGCAACCCGGCGCUCUGGGACACGGCGUACACGCUCUCGGUGCGCGUGACCAAUGUCGGCGCGACGCGCAGCGGCAAGGCGUCGGUGCAGGCGUACCUGCAGUUCCCCGAGGACGCCGGCUACGAGACGCCCGUCAUCCAGCUGCGGGAUUUCGAAAAGACGGAGACGCUGGCGCCGAAUGGCAAUGCGACGGUCGAGCUGCGGCUGACGCGCAAGGAUCUCAGUGUUUGGGACACGGUGAUCCAGGACUGGGUGGUGCCCAAGGUUGACGGAGCGUACAAGGUGUGGCUCGGUGAGGCCAGUGAUACUCUGGGUACGGUCUGUCAUGUCGAAUCAAUGACGUGCGAGUCUGGCGUCAAGGGCCCCGUCUAG
Molecule: messenger RNA, 2655 nt
Organism: Cordyceps militaris CM01
Lineage: Eukaryota; Fungi; Ascomycota; Sordariomycetes; Hypocreales; Cordycipitaceae
Product: beta-glucosidase 2 precursor
Exons: 4
Coding region: 1-2655 (884 amino acids)
Biological process (GO): glucan catabolic process
Molecular function (GO): beta-glucosidase activity
Source: RefSeq, a predicted model, not a curated record